GUGUGUUUCGUUGUUGGCGUUGACUCCGGUGCUGGUCCUGCUCGCGCAGCCUCCUCCCGUCGUCGCCAUGGUGCAGAUGAUGGAGUCGCAGUGCGAGUACUUCAUGUAUUUCCCGGCGGUGCCCAUCACGGACCUGUCGGACCCGGCCCGGUACCGCACGCUGCCCCGGCGCAGCCACCUCUACCUGGGGGAGACGGUCCGGUUCCUGCUGGUGCUGCGCUGCAGGGACGCCGGGGCGACGCCGACCGAGCACGGCCCCGCAGGGGGCGCCGAGGGCCCUGCCGCCGGCUUCGGGACGGAGUCGGCCAGCGGCCGGGCGUGGCGGGAGCUCGCCGGCUCCCUGUGCGCCGUGGCCAGCGUGAGUCCCGGUGAGAGCAGCCGCCACCGGGGCAACCACCAGCAGCAUCACCACGACUACCAGAGCAGCGGGGACGAGGCCAACGAGGACGGCGAGGAGGACUACAUCGCCGCGGCGGAGGCGGCCAUCGCGGCGCUCGGCAGCCGGGUCGACUCCCGGUGUCGCAGCUUCAGGGACUGCAAGCCGCUGCUCAUCCACAACUCAUCUGGGACGGCGGCCAGGGAGUUCCGCAGGGCACCUGUCCAGUCUCCUCUGGACGAGCCGGUGGUUUUGACGGAUGAGGUCAUCUUCCCCCUCACGGUGUCUCUGGACAAACUCCCCGUCAGCACCCUGAAGGUCAAG
This is a messenger RNA of Etheostoma spectabile (orangethroat darter), 700 nucleotides long. RefSeq names its product microtubule-associated protein 11. Gene Ontology annotation, cellular component: TRAPPII protein complex. Gene Ontology annotation, biological process: cilium assembly. The record is from RefSeq and is a predicted model, not a curated record. NCBI's taxonomy places the organism in Eukaryota, Metazoa, Chordata, Actinopteri, Perciformes, Percidae. Gene Ontology annotation, molecular function: alpha-tubulin binding.